CCCGUACACAGUAUCGAUAGCUUGUAGAAGAGGACUUCUCCAGUCUCUGCAAGAUACAUCUGAUAUGCCAGUGCUCACUGGACACCAUGGGGCCAUUUCACACUUUAGGCAUCACAGGACUUCAGCACACUAUUAACAUGGACGGCAGGGACGAAUUCACCGAAGACAGUGAAUGCUGCAGCAGCAACAACUCCCAGGAAGUACAAGAGCAGGAUAGCAUCUCAGAAGACAGCGAGAGUGACCUUGACAACCACGGUGAAGACUCGUCCUCCAACACCUCCGCUGACGACCACAUGUCCACCAAGAGAACGCAGUGCCGACUUCAAGGAGCGGGGGUCAAAGAGGAGAGCGAGGAAGGGGGAGACAACUGCAUCAACUUUGUGUGUCCGCUCUGCUCACUGGACUUCAGCAGCCCUGAGAAGCUCAUCUCCCAUGUCUACCAGCACACCAGUAUGAUGAGCAGCAGUAAGAGCUACGUGUGCCCGGUGUGUGGGCGCGCCCUGAGUUCGCCUGGCUCGCUCGGGCGCCAUCUUCUCAUCCACUCCGAGGACCGCCUGUCCAACUGCGCUGUCUGCGGGGCGCGCUUCACAGACACCAACAACUUUGACAGGGAGAAGCUGAAAGAUGUCAUCGACACCUCCAGGAUGGAUCUGAUGGACGGGCGGGACACGUGCUCCAUGUCCCUCUCCAGCAGCCCCAUGAACAGCCCGGACCACGCAGCAGGGCCCAGCCCCAGCUCCUGUCAGGGCCCCCCCCCCUGUCAGGCCCCUGACCCCAACAUGUGUCAAGCCCAUCGCACCUGCCAGGCUCCAGACCACCACCCCAGCCAGUGCCACGGCCCCCGGCAGUGUCAGGGCCUAGGACCCUGCGCGGGCUCUGACCAAGGACCCUCCUUUCCCUCUCUGCCCGACAGCCUCCUCUCGGACGGGCCCUCACUGGGGUCCAUCCCCGACGCUCUGAACUCCUCCCCCCCAGGCUUCCCUCCCAUCUCAGACAUCCUGAGCCCCAUGCCGGUGUAUCCUGCCGGAGUUCUGCUGGUGUGCAACAGCUGCAUCGCCUACCAGCAGCUGAUGGAGGCUCAGUCUCCCAUGCGAAAAUGGGCCCUACGUAGGAAGAACGAGCCCGUCGAGGCCCGCAUGUAUCGGCUGGAGCGCGAGCGCACGGCGAAGAAGAACAAGAGGGCGUGCGAGUCGGAGGACGAGAGGGAAGUCAGGAGGCUGCGGGACCGCGAGGCCAAGCGCAUGCAGAGGAUGCAGGAGUCCGAGGACCAGCGGUCGCGCAGGCUGCAAAGAGACAGGGAGGCCAUGCGCAUGAAAAGAGCCAAUGAGACGCCGGAGAAGAGGCAGGCCAGGCUGAUCCGAGAGAGGGAGGCCAAGAGGAUCAAGAGGCGGCUGGAGAAGAUCGACCCCGCCCUGAGGACACAGAUCGAGCACGACCCCGCGGCCAUGGCUGCCCUCACAGCAGACAUGAGUCUCUUCCAGUUCCCCUGCCCCAUGCCGGUCCCUUCCAUGGAUAACGGUCUGUUCAUGAAGAUGCCCUAAUGGCGGGAAAACAUCGGGCCUCUAGCAGCGACUAUAGCCGCUUUCACACCAAGUACUUAGCCGGUACUUGUCCCCGGUACUUGUCCCCCCCGGUACUUGUUCCCCCCCGAACUCUUUAGUCCCUCGAACUGUCCUAGUAGAUCGCGUUAUCAACGGAACAAGUCCCUGAGGGAGGAUUAGGCAAAUGAAGCCGUUGACGUCACUUCUUCUUCUUCUGCUUUGGGUUCACAAAACUUUUCGGAGUUUUACGGGGCGUGGUUUGCAAUUCGCCCAGCCAAUCAGAAAUUGUUAGUGUGGCCGACACACCCAGGAACCAUUUCCUCCUCAGGAAAGUACUACCUCUCUAGCAGGGACUAUCUGGGGGUGCAAAGGUUUGUGUGAACUAGGGACUAGUUCCAGACCCUUUUUGGUGUAAAACCAAAUCUCCCCCCCAUAUCGGCCUAGUUCGGGGGGAAAAGUACUCCGGUGUGAAAGCGCCUAUUAACUCUGCCCUCUGGUCACAGUGAACCAUUCCUCGCUGGUUUACCUCCAGCUUCUUCUGUGUCGCACAGACUAACUAAUUUAUUACAGUAUAGAAAGCCUUGGGAACAGGGUUGAGAAUGUUUCAUAUUGUAUGGAUGAGAGCAUGUUGUAAAGAGAUUUAUCUGUUGGUCAGUGGGCAUAGUUCAUUCUAGUAGGAGCAGUUAUACUUCCUUUGAUGGCGGAAAAAAUAGUCUUUUUGCACAUGGACCUUCAGUGACGGGAGUGGGAACUUUGUAG
Molecule: messenger RNA, 2300 nt
Organism: Notothenia coriiceps (black rockcod)
Lineage: Eukaryota; Metazoa; Chordata; Actinopteri; Perciformes; Nototheniidae
Gene: znf821
Product: zinc finger protein 821
Exons: 6
Coding region: 87-1541 (484 amino acids)
Biological process (GO): regulation of transcription by RNA polymerase II
Cellular component (GO): nucleus
Molecular function (GO): DNA-binding transcription factor activity, RNA polymerase II-specific
Source: RefSeq, a predicted model, not a curated record